CGGGAGUGUAUUUUAUUAACGGUGCACGAAUGCAAUGAAACAUUAUUGACGGAGUCUAAACAUUGUUUUCAUAUGGACGGAGUCAAAAUUUAACAAUUUGGAUUCUUGACCACUACAAAUAGUCUUAGGCAAUUAGCUAACCGCUGGAGAUGCUCUAAGAAUGGUUGGUUUCAAUUUUCAGGAGCGCGGGGGUUAUACCUCAGACUUAGGAUUUGUAUAAAGACAAAAGUGCCCCUUAAAAUAAUUACCUAUGAUGUGACAUGGAGAAAAUAAAUAACUUUGCCAACAGAUUUUGGCCGGCUAAAUUACUGGAGGAAUGAGUCUCCCAAAUAUAUAAUAGCAAUACCCAAAAGUGAGACUUUUAAAAGAAGAGGACCAAGAGUGAAACUUAGCGGCAGUUUGGAAUUGAUUUUGCUUCUUCUUUUCUAAAAGCAUAACCAGAAUUGAAAUCAGUUUUUCAGAAGUUAGGAUGUUUUUACUUGGACUGUAAUUUACUGGUCUGGUCUGAUCUUGUCUGGUCUAGUUUGAAAUGGUUUGGUCUGGUUUCUUUGUAUUUUUAUAACUACCCAAGUCUGGUCUGGACUGGUCUGGUCUGGUCGGUCUGGUCUGGUCUGGGGCAAAUUACAGUCCAAGUAAAAACAUCCUUGGUGUUCUCUAGCUUCUAAAAAACUAUUUUAAGGAGCAAUUUAAAGUAUUACUAAAAAUAAUUCUACACUUUCAUCCCAACAUUCCAAUAUCUGCUUUUGCUCUAUGAAAGAGUAGAAGCGGUUUAAAAAGUAGAUCCAAACAACUCCUUAAUAGAUAAUGAUAUGACCAAAAUAUCUUUGAAAAUUCAAACCCGCAUGGGUAGCUCAAUUGCUCGAGUGGUGGGAGAUUUGGAACAAUGAUCAAGGUUCGAAUCCCCAUAACGACCGGAUGGAGAUCACAGAACUUGAAAUAAGGCUGGGCCUCUGGUGUGCAGGGUGUAUGGGCCUACUGACACUUUGCUGAUUGAGUCACCGUGACAUACAUCCUCCCAUGUAACCUUUUUUGAAACAAUCUUUGAAAAUUCAAAAACUCCCAUAGCUUAAGCCAUUAAGGUGUGUUUGGGAUUGUGGUAACUAAAAGUUCAGUAACCAAAGGAACCCUACAGUAGAAGAUUUGAAAACCGCUGCUUUACAGAAUUGCCAAACAAAUCCGAUCACGAGUCUUCCCCCUCGUGGAGCUUCCCCCUCGUCUCACCUGCUUACUCUCCACCCUCCUUUUGCAGAAAGUGCCGCCCAAUCAUCGUUAACGUUGGAUUAACCUCCGCCGAUUCCGACCACCCGUUUGCCGUUACUCCGGCGCUUCCUAGCUGCUAAAACUGCAUUUCAAACUCCCACCUUUAUUUAAUAACACCACCGGAGCCUGUUCGUAUCUAGAAGCAUCCCAUCCCUGUUCGAGGCAUUUGAACUGGUAUCCGGUCAACCAUAUGCAACUGGAGAGUCCUAUACGCCGCCCUUACGCGAUUUCUCCACAGGUUUGAUUUUGCGUGUCAAUUUCUUGACUUUUCUCUCAUAGUUUUGAUUAUGAUGUGCCGGACGGCAAGUAUAAUUAGAUGCAUGUAAACGUAUGCAAUUGUUGUUAGUGUACAGAAGUGGGUCUGAUUGCGCUAUGUUGUUGUCUUUGUAUUUGUGUCCAUGAUUUUACCUGUGAUCAUUUGGAGUUUCAAUUUGAGAUUUUCUACAUAUAAAGUAAACCAGUAAACUGUUUCCGGGACCAAAUUAACCAGAGUAGUAUGCUGAGGAGGUGUACCAAUCAUCCCAGAGCUGAUCCUGAUGAUGUUGUCCUGAUUGACAUUGAAAGCAAUGACCUUACCAAUGUCAUUAUUAUCGAAGACCCUGAGGACUCUGAAGAAGAUAUUCAACAGACAAUCAUUCCAAGUGAAUCCAAAGGGCACCUGCAUAAAAAAGUAAUUUGUUUAACUGAUGAUGAUAGUGAUGUAGACAGCGAUUUCAACUGGAGUAAAGAAAGGUCCUUUCAACCCUCCAACAGGAGGAGGAUGCGAGAUGAAAAUAGAGAUGAUUGUGAGUUUGUUCGAGAAAGCAAAGCUCCAUUGAAGCUAUCAAAAUGCCGAAGAACUUACUCUGGGAGAAGUGCCUCCCCUCAGAAUAGGUAUGGCUUGACCUCUGAUUCAGAGACCAGCUUAUCUGAUUCUGAUAGUGAGUUGAUCGUGGAUUCUUUUGGAAAGCUUCAGGAAGAAUGGGAGAAAGCUUCCUCCAGGAGGAAAUAUCGUAACCACAAUGCUCAGUUUGUUGUUGAUGGGAUUGAAAGUACAUCAAGAGCUGAAUUACAACGUGAUAGAGGGCAUGCUUGUAAUGACAGUUCCAGCUCUUCCAGUUUGAGAAAUGAAGAUAGGCAAAACCCUUAUGGGGUUUCCUCAUUUCAUGAUAAUUCUGCUGAUGAUUUGGAUAUUGAUUUUCAAGAUAAAGUUAAUAACCUAUCAUCUGAUCCUUGUGCAUCAAAAUCUGUGUCAUAUGGUGUCAAAAGCUCCAGUCACAUAAAUUACAGUUCAGUUGGUAAAGGAGAUUGCUUAGAUGAAGAUAAAUGUUCCUCUAGUGGUUUAGAUGGUAAUGAUGCUCACUGUGGCAGCUAUUAUACCACGAAUUACAACUCUCAGUGUACCAAAGAGUCAACUCAUGAAUGCAGUAGCUCUGAGGAGAAGAUUCCAUUUUCUGGAGGGUUUGCAUUUGAAAAUCAUGAGUCGUGCUUUGAACAUAAUAAUAAUGGUCACAUUCUUUUGGUCAACAAAUCAACUCCUAGUCCAGGUGAAACCUCUAGUAGAAAUAUAUCAUGCUGUGAAGGAAUCGGCACUGGAAAAGGGCAUAUCAAAGGAAUUGAUGAAGCCGUUCUUGAGAGUAAUGGUUCUUCGUUGAUUACUGAAAAGGAAAGGCUUAAAGAAACUGACGAAUACAAAAAGGCGCUCGAGGAAGAACUGGCUUCAAGGCAACGGGCAAUACAGAUUCAGGCUGAAGAAGCGCAACAACUGCGACGGUUGGUGAAGAGAAAGAAAGCAGAAAGAAUGCGUUUAUUAGACAUGGAGAGAAGGCAAAAAGAGCGUUUGGAUGAAAUGAGAGAGACACAGAAGAAGGAUGAAGAGAAUAUGAACACAAAGGAUGUGAUUCGCAAUCAAGUUAGAAGAGAACUUAGUAAAAUUGAAGCUACAUGCCAUGACAUGGUGUCUCUGUUGCAGGGCUUGGGCAUUGUAGUUGGUAGCAGCCCUUCCCCACUUUUAAAUGAGGUACGUACAGCCUACAAGAAAGCCUUAUUGACCUUCCACCCCGAUCGGGCUUCAAGAGGAGAUAUUCGUCAGCAGGUUGAAGCUGAAGAGAAAUUUAAGCUUAUCUCCCGCAUGAAGGAAAAAUAUUUGCCAAACCUAUGACGUCAAACCUUGCACAUAUAUGAUUUCAAGCUAUAGAUAUUUUGACUACUAGUGAAAACUUGUACUUGAUAUAAUUUUCAAUCGGUUGCAAGAUAUAAUCAACUACGAGCUCAUUAAAAAAAAAAAAUCAACUACGAGCUCAUUUUAACUAUAUUGUCCAUAUCCGUUUUGAUGCUGGAAUUUGGAAUUAGAGUUAUAAUUCCCAGAGUUGGGAUUAAGUUGGAAAACAAAUUGCUGUAUAAGGUAUUUUGUGGAAGUGCAACUACAUUUUAAUUAUCAACUACUCCUUCCGUCCUGCUAAAAUUGUG
Cuscuta epithymum is the source of this 3708-nucleotide messenger RNA. Lineage: Eukaryota; Viridiplantae; Streptophyta; Magnoliopsida; Solanales; Convolvulaceae. The record is from the annotation of a GenBank genome assembly.